AUGCUGUCACAGAGGGCUGUCAAGAAUGGCGCAGAGCUCACAGAGAAAGCAAUGAGAAGAAAGAGCUACAUGUAGUGUCCAUGUCACUUACAUUUACAGCACUUGUCUUCAUGUAAAUGUAUUUGUAUUGUAAUACUGUGACCAACAAACCUCCUGUUUGUUGGUUCAUAUUUGGCUGCCCUCGGAGACGUGGUUCCAGGUGGAUGGUCUGGUCUGUCCCUAGGAGAGUGUCACCAUGACAAUGUGGUCCCAGAGGAGGGGUGUAUGGUUAAAGUAGGGGAAACAAAGUGCUAUGGUACAGGAAAUGAACAGGAAGGACACAUUCGGAUCAACUGAAUAGGUUACUCUGAUACUGUCAGGACUGGGGAGAUAAGAUAUGUAUAAUACCUGUGUCAGUAACAGUGUCUUGAGUGACGGACUGUUAACAUAAACGUUAACCAUGCAAGAUUGGUUCUGGGUUGUGAGAUUAGGUCAGCAAUGACACAUCUGUACAUUUGAACCCCACAGGAUCAUGGAUAAUAUACUUAUCUACAGCCAAGUGUUGGUGUGGAAAUGCCAUUCUGUGCAAGAGUAGUAGUGAAGACAUUUCAUCAUCGUUUUCUUAACCCUCUUGGUAGAGUUAUUGGAAUCUGUCAGGCAAUUACUAUCCAAUCUGACUGAAUAUUCUGUUAGGAUAGCAGAGAAAUUGGAACAGCAUCACAGAGAAACUGAUAAGUGAGAAAGAAAGACAGAGCUCCUAUUAGGUAUUGUCUACACUUGACACUUACAUGCGACUUCUGCUAUCAGAAUACAAAGAUCGCAUUGAAAAGACGGGUGUAGACGCACAAAAGUCACUCUGUGGUCUGAUUGCGUUCAGAUCUGGCUGACCACUUCAGGAGGUGGUCAGGGAUGCAUUGUGUGCAGAUUUCUCCUCAGUCUGGAAGCAAUCAUGCUACCGAAAGUGCAUAGAGUGGGCGACUUUAUCAGCACUCCUCCCACUAGUCUCCAGAAAACUUGUGUUUUGGGACCGAGAGGCACCUUUUCAUUAUAACGUUGGAGGAAAUACGUCCCUAGCGUGUGAGGAACGUGUUUGCUGGCCUCAUAAAUGCUAGCCCAAAUGUUGUUGUUUUUUAUGAGUUAUGCUGACCCGUUUGCAUUCCCUUUAGCGUUGCUUACUAGCUUGCUAGCUAGCUACAGAGGUUAGCUGGCUAGUUAGCUACAGUAGUUAGCUACUGCCAUCAGUUGUUGUGUUAUUAUCAUAUUUAGCCUAUUCCACCAUUUGUAGAAUGCGUAUUGGCAUUUAAAUAUAGUGCGAGAGAAGGAAAUCAGGAGACACGGUUACAUGUAUGUGUAGACGCAUGACGCGUUCGGAAUUCCAUGAUCAGAAUCCAAACGCUGCAUGAACAGUCAAACCUAGACAGCCUUAGUGUCAACUGGCGUCGUCUAUAAUUCCACUAUUUCACCACCAGAGGUCACCAUCAACCUCAUCCUCACCACCAACUCUAGUCUAGCUGACACCAGCGUCUCAGACUGCAAACGGAAGCAUUUCAUUACAUGCUAAAUGAAAUAUUAUUCACCCUUAUUCAUUACAGGGGGGGAAUGUGUCAGAAGCAAUCUUUUCUCAUUUCAAGACAAUUGACCCGUCUUUCCCCUGCUUCCUCAGAAGGGAGAUUGACCCGUCUUCCACAUUUAACGUCCGUGUCAUCAGCACCCAGAGAGCAAUUGUUGAGGGAUAACUACCUUGCUCAAGGGCAGAAUGAUAGAUUUGUACUUUUUCGGCUCAGGGAUUCAGUCCAGCAACCUUCCAGUUACUGGCCCAACGCUCCUACCCGUCAGGCUAUGCCACCUGAGGGUGUUUGCCAAGCGUAACCUCAUGUGAAGUGACCGUGGAGACAGAUGGAAUGGAUCUUUACAUUUACACAUUUUAGUCAUUUAGCAGACGCUCUUAUCCAGAGCGACUUACAUGAGCAAUUAGGGUUAAGUGCCUUGCUCAAGGGCACAUCGACAGAUUUUUCACCUAGUCGGCUCGGGGAUUAGAACCAGCGACCUUUCGGUUACUGGCACAACGCUCUUAACCACUAAGCUACCUGGAUUCACGUUCCAUGUAUGGGGUGAAUCCUAACUAAGUCAAAUGUUCACUUAGUCAAGCAUUGAUGUCAAUGGGACUUGAUGUCAAUUCGAUUCACCCCUGACUCAUUUUCCUUCAAAAACAUAAUCGCACCCCCUGACACUUCACAAGAUAACUAUCCCAGAAAAAGAUAGAGGAACACAGUUGUCUGUAAUGAUCUGUUGAGGUUUAUUUAGGGACAAACAGACAGGCUUACAUUUCAGCGCUUCACACUGUCAGACACUUCCCUCAGAGCCUCUUCAGUUAAUUUGUCCUCCUAAUACACUACAUGGACUACUGUGAAGUAGCUGUGGAGCUAGAUCUGUCUUGAUCGAUAUAUUUAUUUAUUGAUUGGCUAAUUGAUUGAUUGGCUGAGUGGCUGAUUGAUUGAUGGGUUGAUGGAUUGAUUGGUGGAUUUAUUGAUCUUUUCCACUGUGUGACUGAAGGAUUUGUCCUACUUAUGCAGUGUACCCCGGCGUUGGUAUUGAGCGAUUGAUUGAUUGAUUGGUUGAUUACUUGAUUGAUUGAUUGAUUGGUUGAGUGAUUUGUUGGUUGGUUAAUUACUUGAUUGAUUUGAUUGAUUGAUUACUUGAUUGAUUGAUUGAUUGAUCGUCUCCAUUGAGUAACACAUACAUUUGUCCUCCUAAUCCAGGGAGCCCCUGGCGAGCGUGGAGUCGGCGGUGUGUCUGGCCCUAAGGGAGCCGGUGGUGACCCUGGUCGUCCUGGCGAGCCCGGUCUUCCUGGCGCAAGAGUAAGUUCCACUCCAACUUCUCUCUACCAUCUGGAACAGCAGUAUGUAUCAAUGCUCUGGUGAGAUGGAAUAAAACUAUGGCUGAGUAACGGAGCCAAUAAUUUAACUCGCAUAAUAAUAUUGUACAUAGGCUACUAAAUUAAAUAUAUAGGCUCUGGUAAUGACAAUGGCUGCACUAUGAAGCCAAGACAAUAAUCACUGUAGAUUGAACUCACAUACAGUAUACUUGAGGUAUUUGAUGAGUCGGAGAUUGAUUGCUCAGGCCUUUUAGGAGGUUUGAGCUGUGAUGUGUGUGUCUCUGUGCUCGUCUUGCAGGGUCUUACUGGUCGUCCUGGUGAUGCAGGUCCUCAAGGCAAAGUUGGACCCGGUGUAAGUAUGCUUGUUGUCUGUUUUGUUCAACGACUGUAAAAAAGAAUGUUUUUGUAUUAAAAAAAUUAUAAUAAACAUGAAGUUGCUCACUAGAUGACACUAGCAUGUUCACAGGACUCUGACCAAUGAUUUACAUAGACACUAGCUGAAUCAGCAUGUUCACAGGACUCUGACCAAUGAUUUAUAUAGACACUAGAUGAAUCAGCAUGUUCACAGGACUCUGACCAAUGAUUUAUAUAGACACUAGAUGAAUCAGCAUGUUCACAGGACUCUGACCAAUGAUUUAUAUAGACACUAGAUGAAUCAGUAUGUUCACAGGACUCUGACCAAUGAUUUAUAUAGACACUAGAUGAAUCAGCAUGUUCACAGGACUCUGACCAAUGAUUUAUAUAGACACUAGAUGAAUCAGUAUGUUCACAGGACUCUGACCAAUGAUUUAUAUAGACACUAGAUGAAUCAGCAUGUUCACAGGACUCUGACCAAUGAUUUAUAUAGACACUAGAUGACUGAUAGGGUUUAUGUACAUAAUUGACUCAGACAGUGGAGAAAAACCCUCAGGUGCAUAACUUCUAGUUUUUAUUUUGCACGAUUGAUUGAUUGAUUGAUUGACUGACCUUCCUGUUUCCCCCCUGUAGGGUUCGGCUGGUGAGGAUGGUCGCCCCGGACCCCCUGGCCCAAUGGGAGCCCGCGGUCAGCCUGGUGUGAUGGGAUUCCCCGGACCCAAGGGAGCCAACGUAAGUGUCACUGUUUGAUUGAUUGAUUGUAGAUUGAUUGAUUUAUUGGGUUUUUGGAAUAUUGAUUGAUUGAUUGAGUAUUUUGGAUGAUUGAUUGAUUGAUUGAGUAUUUUGGAUGAUUUGAUGAUUGAUUGGUUGGGUGUUUUGGAUGAUUUGAUGAUUGAUUGGUUGGGUGUUUUGGAUGAUUUGAUGAUUUAAUGGUUGUUGGGUGUUUGGAUGAUUUGAUGAUUGAUUGAUUGUGUGUUUGGAUGAUUUGAUGAUUGAUUGAUUGGUUGGGCGUUUGGAUGAUUUGAUGAUUGAUUGAUUGGGUGUUUGGAUGAUUUGAUGAUUGAUUGAUUGGUUGGGUGUUUGGAUGAUUUAAUGAUUGAUUGAUUGAUUGAUUGAUGCAUUUUCAAAUCUCCUGAGUAAGGCUUGGACACUAGCUGCCAUGGACAGAGUGUCUGUCUAUUCUACAUACAGCUGGACAUCCUUGGUGACUGACUGGUGUGUGUGUUUUCUGACUAGGGCGAACCUGGCAAGGGAGGAGAGAAGGGACUUCUUGGUGCGCCAGGUCUGAGAGUAAGUCAUUUCUCUGUGGAUUAUUUAUCUCCCCCAGACAGACAGACACAGACAUACUUAUCAGUAAUAUGUCAGGGUAAACAUACCUUAUGCCCUCCUAGAAAGGAUAAAAAAUACAAAAUGCUUUCAGGAAUCCAUUUAGAUUAAACCAAACACUGCUACGAAUCAUAAAUAGCCUGCUACCUUCUUUUUUAUGAUAUUAUAUGCAAUUUCAAAUGUGCAGAAAACACUUUAAAGAUAUUGUUAGGAAACCAUUCCACGUACUCAGUUUAUCCCAGUAGUUGUAAUUACAUCUAUCAGGCUUCAUCUGCCUCCCAUGGCCUCUAACUCACUCUCUCUCUCUCUCCUCUCUCUCUCUCUCUCUCUCUCUCUCUCUCUCUCUCUCUCUCUCUCUCUCUCUCUCUCUCUCUCUCUCUCUCUCUCUCUCUCUCUCUCUCUCCCUCUCUCUUCUCCCACCCCUCCUCUCUCCUUCCCUCUCUCUCUCUCUUUCUCCUUAUAGGGUCUUCCUGGUAAGGAUGGUGAGACCGGAGCUGCUGGACCCCCUGGCCCUGCUGUGAGUAUCACUAUCUCUCGCUGAUCUUAUCCACCUUUCUCAAUUUACUGUCUAAAAGGACCUGAUAACUCCACCAAACCCAGGCUGGAUAUGCUCCAAUGUGUUCAACGGGUAUCGUUGUCAAUUCACAGCUAGCUAACCUUUCUGAUUCAAGUUUCAAUGUGGUUGUAAGAUGGUACGAUUAUUACAGUGUAUUGUCAAGAUGAGACCAACUUGUUCACAAUUACUUUGCUUGAUGUUAGAUGUGUCAGUUGAGUUUAAAGGCACAAUUCUUCAUUUGUUUUUUUCACAGCAGCCCAGUCCUUUGGUUUGAUUUUAUUUAUCCUUUAUUUGAUCAGGGAGUCAUACUGAGACCAAUGUCCUUUAUUUGAUCAGGGAGUCAUACUGAGACCAAGGUCCUUUAUUUGAUCAGGGAGUCAUACUGAGACCAAGGUCUCUUUUACAGAUGAGCCCUGAAUUACAUAAAUUACAGAAAAUACACACAUCAAAAUAUAAAUACAGAAUGCAAGCAGAAAGAAAGAAAAACACAGUCAUAAAAAACAAACACAUUCAUCAGUAAUAAGAUCCUCAGUCAGCUUUCUGAAUUGUUGUAGAGGCACCAGAACAUCAAAUUGAAGAACAUUUUGAAGAUUGUUCCACAAAUAAGGUGUAAGGAAACUAAAAGCUGAUUUACCUAACUCAGUAGAGGCCAGUGGUGGUAAAAGUACUAAAUUGUCAUACUUGAGUAAAAGUAAAGAUACCUUAAUAGAAAAUGACUCAAGUAAAAGUGAAAGUCACCCAGUAAAAUAUUACUUGAGUAAAAGUCUAAAAGUAUUUGGUUUUAAAUAUAUUUAAGUAUCAAAAGUAAAUGGAAUUGCUAAAAUGUACUUAAGUAUCAAAAGUAAAAGUAUAACUCAUUUCAAAUUCUUUAUAUUAAGCAAACCAAUAGAAAUAGGUCCUGCCACUCGCUAAAUAGUAGAAAGCAGAUUAAUCAGUCGACGUUCCUAUCGGUUCAAUUAUUUAUUUUAUUUUUUAAUUGACGGAUAGCCAGGAGCACACUCCAACACUCAGACAUAAUUUACAAACAAAGCAUGUGUGUUUAGUGAGUCCGCCAGAUCAGAGGCAGUAGGGAUGACCAGGGAUGUUCUCUUGAUAAGUGUGUGAAUUGGACCAUUUUCCUGUGAAAAUGUAACGAAUACUUUUGGGUGUCAGAGAAAAAGUAAAGUAAAGUACAGAUACCCCAAAAAACGACUUAAGUAGUACUUUAAAUUAUUUACUUAAGUACUUUACAGCACUGGUAGAGGCAAAGGAAUUUCCAGAGUUAGCCUCCCUGAGACCGGGUGUGGUAACUCGUAUGUCUAAAGUUUAGUAAUGAUCUUAGGUACAGUGGGACUUUUUGUAAAAGAUUUAUAAAUGAAAACAUAGCAAUCUAUCAACCUACGUGACAUCCAAGCGGGCCAACCAACUUUUUGGUAGAGAAUGCAAUGAUGAAUACUAAAAUUGUCAUUCGUAAUAAAGCGCAGUGCUCUAUGAUAAACUGCAUCUAACGACUUUAAACGAAGUGGCAGCUGAGUUCAUAUAGAUGAUGUCGCCAUAGUCUAGAACCGAUAGGAACGUCGACUGAAUAACCUGCUUUCUACUAUUUAGCGAGAGGCAGGACCUAUUUCAAUACAACUAAUUAAUCAAUAUGCUUUUUAAAUGACAGCUUUUCAUCUAUCCAGAUGCCCAGAUAUUUGUAAGCAGGGACACGAUCAAUAUGCUUAAAUCAUCAGUUAUUUUUAUGCGCUCCAGAGAACAACAUAUACUUAGUUUUACCUGCAUUCAGUAAUAAUUUCAGGUCAAUAACGUGUUUAUGUAAUACAAUGAAGGCAGACUGUAGUUCAGAUAGAGCCUGGUCAACCGUGGGGACAAUAGCAUACACAACAGUAUCAUCAGCAUACAAGUGCAGGUAAAAAUGUUUUACAGACAAGUCGAUAUUGUUAAUGUUAACAGUAAAAAGUACAGGACCCAGAAUCGACCCAUGCGGGACCCCUUUCAUAAUAUUCAGGAAACCUGAUUUAACACCAUCAGUAGAUACACAUUGAGUUCUAUCUGUCAAGUCAUUUUUAAACCAGUUACAUCCAGCCUGGUCUAGGCCAAUUGAGGAAAGCUUCUGAAUGAGCAGUGAGUGAUCAACAGUAUCGAAAGCCUUUGACAGGUCAAUGAAUAAAGCUCACUGUUAAGCCUUCCUUUACCUCAGGGCCCUGCUGGAGAGAGAGGAGAGCAAGGACAACCUGGACCUUCUGGCUUCCAGGUCAGUACCUGUACACCUGUCUGUCUGUCACUCUGUAUUCACUGUGUACCUGUCUGUCUGUCACUCUGCAUUCACCGUGUACCUGUCUGUCUGUCUGUCUGUCUGUCUGUGUGUGUCUGUCUGUCUGUCUGUCUGUCUGUCUGUCUGUCUGUCUGUCUGUCUGUCUGUCUGUCUGUCUGUCUGUCUGUCACUCUGCAUUCACUGUGAACCUGUCUGUCUGUCUGUCUGUCUGUCAUUCUGCACUCACUGUGUACCUGUCUGUCUGUCUGUCUGUCACUCUGUAUUCACUGUGAACCUGUCUGUCUGUCUGUCUGUCUGUCUGUCAUUCUGCACUCACUGUGUACCUGUCUGUCUGUCUGUCUGUCUGUCACUCUGCAUUCACCGUGUACCUGUCUGUGUGUCUGUCUGUCUGUCUGUCUGUCUGUCUGUCAUUCUGCAUUCACUGUGUACCUGUCGUCUGUCUGCACUCUGUAUUCAGUAUACUGUCUGUUGUCUGUCACUCGCAUUCACGUGUACCUGUCUGUCUGUCUGUUGUCUGUCAUCGCAUUCACUCUUACCUUUGCUGUCUGUCUGUUGUCUGUCUGUCGGAGCUGUCUGUCGCUGUUGUCUCUGUCAGUCUGUCUUUGGCAUUCGCAUCACUGUGACCUGUCUUUAGUCUUCUCUGUCACUCUGCAUCCUCUGACCUGGGCAGCUGUCGUGCUGCAUCUGUCUGUGCCUUCUGGUCUGUCUGCGUCGUCUGUCACUCUGUAUUCACGUGUACCUGUCUGUCUGUCACUCUGUCAUUCACGUGUACCUGUCUGUCGUCUGUCGUCUGUCUGUUGUCUGUCUGUUGCAUCUGUCUGUCAUUCUGUCACUGUGUACCUGUCUGUCUGUCUGUCACUCUGCAUUCACUGUGUACCUGUCUGUCUGUCUGUCAUUCUGCUUCUGUUACCUGUCUGUCUGUCUGUCUGUCUGUCAUCUUAUUCACUGUGUACCUGUCUGUCUGUCACUCUGAUUACGUGUACCGUCUGUUCGCUGUUGUCUGUCUGUGUCUGUCUGUCUGUCUGUCUGUCUGUCUGUCGUCAUUCUGCAUUCACUGUGUACCUGUCUGUCUGUCUGUCACUCUGUAUUCACUAUGUACCUGUCUGUCUGUCUGUCACUCUGCAUUCACUGUGUACCUGUCUGUCUGUCUGUCUGUCUGUCUGUCUGUCUGUCUGUCUGUCUGUCUGUCUCUUCUGUCUCUUCUGUCGUCACUCUGCAUUCACUGUGUACCUGUCCUGUCGUCUGUCUGUGUCUCUGUCUUCUGUCUGUCACUCUGCAUGUCACUCGUACCUGUCUGUCUGUCUAGUCUGUCUGUCUGUCAUUCUGUCUGUCGUCGUAUGUCUGUCUGUCUGUCUGUCUGUCUGUCACUCUAUUCACUGUGUACCUGUCUGUCUGUCCGUCGUCUGCAUCACUGUGUACUGUCUGUCUGUGUCUGUUGUCUGUUGUCUUUCUGUUGUCUGUGUCUGUCUGUCUGUCUGUCACUCUGCAUUCACACACUCCCAUAACAUAUUAGUCUGCGUUUACACAGGCAGCGCAAUUAUUGGCAAAAGAGCUGAUCUGAUUGGUAAAAAAAAACAUUAGUGGAAAAAUAUCAGAAUUAAAUUACCUGUGUAAACGCAGACAUUAUAUGCUACAUUUGUCCAAUCACAUUGACAAUUCAGUCAACUAUACACUUUGCAAGGAGUAACAACAGCCACAUGAUUGAUUGAUUAAUUGAUUGAUUGAAUGAAUGAGUGAUUCAUUGAUUGGUUGUUUUGCUUCCUGUGUACAGGGUCUGCCCGGACCUCCCGGCCCCCCUGGUGAGGGAGGCAAGCCCGGUGACAUGGGAGUUCCGGGAGAGGGUGGAGCUGCUGGUGCCACUGGACCCAGAGUGAGUUUAAUCUCCUCCACCAUCAUCUCCACACCUACGGUGUUCCUAUAGCUAAACUCCACUUAUGGAGUUAUGGAGGACCAAUAAUGCUAACCAUCCAUCCUUGUCUCCCUAUAGGGUGAGCGUGGUUUCCCAGGAGAGAGAGGAGGUGCUGGGCCUCAGGGGCUGCAGGGACCCCGUGGUCUUCCUGGAACUCCUGGAACUGAUGGACCCAAGGUGAGACAAACACACUGUACUGUAGAUAAUUUUGUCUUCUCAUAUACCUAAUAGCAUAGCCCAGAUUUUGGACCCUUGGCUAGCAGAAUGUGAACCGGACUAGUACAAUUUGAAGCUAGUAGUAUUUGCAGCUGGUAGUAUUUGCAGCUGGUAGAUUUUCUUCUUUUUUUUACCCUUAUUAUACCAGGUAAGUUGACUGAGAACACAUUCUCAUUUACAGCAACGACUUGGGGAAUAGUUACAGGGGAGAGGAGGGGGGAUGAAUGAGCCAAUUGGAAGCUGGGGAUGAUUAGGUGGCCAUGAUGCUAUGAGGGCCAGAUUGGACAUUUAGCCAGGACACUGGGGUUAACACCCCUACUCUUACGAUAAGUGCCAUGGGAUCUUUAGUGAACACGGAGAGUCAGGACACCCAUUUGGUUCCACCAUAUCCCACAGAACAUAUAGUAUUUGAUGCAUGAGACUGGCUCAUUACAACAAUGCACGGUCCCAUCCUGAUCCUGCACAGUACCUGUUUAAAGCAUGCCAGCUAUACCAUCUCGUUACCACCAAGGGCAAAUUCUACACAACCUUUUCACUGCUUAGAAAAUGAGAUUUACGGUUAUCAUAUUACAGGAAACGUGGCACAUUCACAGACAUUCCCGUUGUCCGUUAACCACGGCUCAGUGCAACUUUUCAUUCUCAAUACUGGUAAUGAGUGGAACAGACUUGGGGGAGAUUUGAGGAGACUAGGGGGUGAAAGUGCCUGCCUGCUUGCCUUCCAGGCCAUUUCAGUUCAGAACCCCUCUGACUGUUACACAAGGAGGAAAGGAUAGAUAGAGGCUGGGAUUAGAGCUAAUGAUAUGAUGGAGGGAGGAGGAGGAGGAGGAGGAGGAGGAGGAGGGGGAGGGGGAGGAGGAGGAGGGGGAGGAAGGAGGAGGAGGAGGAGGAGGAGGAGGGAUGUACAGACAGAUAAAUGUAACUGGGGGUUUAGAGAGGCAGCAGUGCCAGCAGGAGAGAACAAACACAGCACUCCUCUUUGAGCUAAGCGCUGCAGGAACAUUUGGCAAAUUGGCCGAGAACAAGCUUAGAGAACGUUAAUGAGAACGAGCUGCCAGACAGCAAAAGUCAGUGUGAUAUAGAAGAGGAAGACAAAUAACAACAACGUCAACUCUAUAAACAGCACAGGCCUGAGUUCAAAUACUGUUUUAAACAAUUUCAUAUACUGUACAGUAGCUGUGUCUUGAUGUGGCUGAUGUAUUUUUAUAGGACAUGUUCCAUCCAAUAGAAAUGUGUUUCUAUGGGCAAUGUUUUGACUUCUAUGUUCACCUACACUACCGUUCAAAAGUUUGGGGUCAUUUCUUUGUCCAUUAAAAUAACAUCAAAUUGAUCAGAAAUACAGUGUAGACAUUGUUAAUGUUGUAAAUGGCUAUUGUAGCUGGAAACGGCUGAUUUUUUAAUGGAAUAUCUACAAAGGCAUACAAAGGCCCAUUAUCAGCAACCAUCAGUCCUGUGUUCCAAUGGCACGUUGUGUUUGCUAAUCCAAGUUUAUCAUUUUAAAAGGCUAAUUGAUCAUUUGAAAACCCUUUUGCAAUUAUGUUAGCUGAUUAAAGAAGCAAUAAAACUGGCCUUCUUGAGACUAGUUGAGUAUCUUGGAGCAUCGGCAAUUGUGGGUUCGAUUACAGGCUCAAUAUGGCCAGAAACAAAUAACCUUCUUCUGAAACUCAUCAGUAUAUUCUUGUUCUAAGAAAUGAAGGCUAUUCUAUGCGAGAAAUUGCCAAGAAACUGAAGAUCUCGUACAAAGCUGUGUACUACUCCCUUCACAGAACAGCGCAAACUGGCUCUAACCAGAAUAGACAGUGGAGUGGGAGGCCCCGGUGCACAACUGAGCAAGAGGACAAAUACAUUAGUGUCUAGUUUGAGAAACAGAUGCCUCACAGGUCCUCAACUGGCAGCUUCAUUAAAUAGUACCCGCAAAACACCGGUCUCAACAUCAACAGUGAAGAGACAUCUCCAGGAUGCUGACCUUCUAGGCAGAGUUGCAAAGAAAAAGCCUUAUCUCAGACUGGCCAAUAAAAAGAAAAGAUGGAGAUUGUCAGUCCGAGAUAUGGCUUUUUCUUUGCAACUCUGCCUAGAAGGUCAGCAUCCCGGAGUCACCUCUUCACUGUUGACGUUGAGACUGGUGUUUUGCGGGUACUAUUUAAUGAAGCUGCCAGUUGAGGACCUGUGAGUUGAGGACCUCUUGCUCAGUUGUGCACCGGGGCCUCCCACUCCUCUUUCUAUUCUGGUUAGAGCCAGUUUGCGCUCUUCUAUGAAGGGAGUAGUACACAGCAUUGUACGAGAUCUUCAGUUUCUUGGCAGUUUCUCACAUGGAAUAGCCUUCAUUUCUCAGAACAAGAAUAGACUGAUGAGUUUCAGAAGAAAGUUAUUUGUUUCUGGCCAUUUUGAGCCUGUAAUCGAACCCACAAUUGCUGAUGCUCCAGAUACUCAACUAGUCUCAAGAAGGCCAGUUUUAUUGCUUCUUUAAUCAGCUAACAUAAUUGCAAAAGGGUUUUCUAAUGAUCAAUUAGCCUUUUAAAAUGAUAAACUUGGAUUAGCAAACACAACGUGCCAUUGGAACACAGGACUGAUGGUUGCUGAUAAUGGGCCUCUGUACGCCUAUGUAGAUAUUCCAUUAAAAAUCAGCCGUUUCCAGCUACAAUAGCCAUUUACAACAUUAACAAUGUCUACACUGUAUUUCUGAUCAAUUUGAUGUUAUUUUAAUGGACAAAAAAAUUGCUUUUCUUUCGAAAACAAGGACAUUUCUAAAUUACCCCUAACUUUUCAACUGUAGUGUAUGUCUAAAUGUAUAUAAUGUUUCCAUGUCUAGAUGUUUUAGGGACUACAGAUGGAAAUGAGCUAUUAGCUAAAUCUGGUGUGACACAUGUUUUCUCAGUGUUCUGAGACUUAUGGUUUUGUAGUGCAAUGUCAAAUAAAUGUAAUAAAUAUAUUGAGCAUGCAUGUUGCAAUGGGCAACUUCAUUAAGUCCCAAACGACCUCAGAUGAUUCUCAAAUAUAUAUUCUCAAACCAUCUUGAAGGAAACUGAAAAUUACAACUUUGAAUGAAGGUCCUGAUGAAAAAUGAAAACCUUUAAUGAAGGUCCUGCUGAUACACCAAAGCUGGGUAAAACUUUUCAGCUAGUUAAUUACUGGGUAGUGUUCACCUUGUAUUGCCCUUGCAUUUGAUAUGGUUUGUUUUGAUGAAUAAUGUCACUGUGAACUGGCCAGUUUCUUCAUUGUGGGGAUAGAGCUUCUGUGAAAUGUAUUUUCAGUUCUAUUCUGUUCUAUUCAGUUCUAUUAUGUUCUGGCGCACAAUUGGCCCAGCGUGGUCCAGGGUAGGGGAGGGAAUGGCCGGCAGGGAUGUAGCUCAGUUGGUAGAGCAUGGCGUUUGCAACGCCAGGGUUGUGGGUUCGAUUCCCACGGGGGCCAGUAUGAAAAAAAGAAUAGAAAAGAAUAAUGUAUGCACUAACUGUAAGUCGCUCUGGAUAAGAGCAUCUGCUAAAUGACUAAAGUGUAAAGUGUAUUCAGUUAUAUUCAGUUCUAUUCUAUGGGCUGUUACUGUUGUUUGUCAUCAACACCUCUAACAGCUGCUGAGUUGCUAUUCGUUCUGUGUUCAGCUGCUGACAGUAUCUGUUGUGUGUGUUGUGUUGUAGGGCGCGAUCGGACCAGGUGGUGCAUCGGGUGCCCAGGGACCCCCCGGUCUGCAGGGUAUGCCCGGAGAGAGAGGAGCCUCAGGCAUCCCCGGACCUAAGGGAGACAGAGUGAGUGCCACUUGAGAGAAGCAUCCUAAAAUUAGUUAUAGUCAUAGUUAUCGUAAUCGUACUAAACCAUGAAAGGGAUCACUAGCCAUGGACUUUGCAACAUGAUCCACUGGAGAAAAGCAAAACAGCACAGCAAUAAUGAUGUGGAGUGGCAACAAAUGAUGUGGGCCUAUUUACAGUACAUUCUCAUUGAUGUUGUGAUUCCAUCAUGUGUUAACCUACUGUAUGCCCUUAAUCAUAAUGUAUUGUAAUGUAAUUGUGUUUGUGUCCCACAGGGUGACAAUGGAGAGAAGGGACCUGAGGGUGCUUCUGGCAAAGACGGCUCAAGAGUGAGUGACCAUCAUCAUCAUCAUCAUCAUCCACCAUAUCCCCUCACAGCCCUAUAACGUCAACCACUCUACCAUUUAAUAUUCAACACAUUUAUAACGUCAACCACUCUACCAUUUGAUAUUCAACACAUUGAUAAUGUCAACCACUCUACCAUUUCAUAUUCAACACAUUGAUAAUGUCAACCACUCUACUGUUUAACAUUCAGCAUAUUUAAAUAUUCCUUCCAGUAAUCCAUGUAUAUACUCACACAUUAAAUUGUUCAUGGACAUUAACAGCAGAAGGAGAGCUGGACUGAAACUUCAAUUUUUUUACUCUUCUAUACCCUCUCUUUCUAUUUCUCUAUAUCGUCUAGGGUUUGACUGGUCCAAUUGGUCCUCCCGGCCCAGCUGGUCCCAAUGGAGAGAAGGUGUCCGUUUAUCUUUUAACUUGUAUACUAGUUAAUUGGUUAAUUGAUCAAAUACAUGUUUGUAUUAUAUAAAUCCGAAAAAUACACAUACAGCCAUAUCACCUGUAAUGAGGUUACUGGAUCACCUAGGUAUGAUAAAAACAGUCCAUAUAAGGUCUGAUAUGUGGAUUGAUAUCUAUAUGUUGAUGUAUGAUUGACCUCUGUGACUGACCUCUGACCUCUAUGACCUUCAUCCUAUAGGGUGAAUCUGGUCCCUCUGGACCUUCCGGUGCUGCUGGUGCCCGUGGUGCUCCUGUAAGUACUACACACACAACACACAACACACACGCCACACACACACACACACACACACACACACACACACACACACACACACACACACCACACACACAACACACAACACACACCACACACACACACACACCACACACACACACACACUCACAAGUUAGGAUAAGAUAGUUCUUACAUCAGAAAGAUUUUUUCCCUUUUCCUAAGCUACCUGAUUAGGACCUAUUGCCAUCUCUAGGCUACUGUAUUGAUCCAGAGGCGAGAAUUACAUUCACUCGCAAUGCUAUUUCCUUUAAUACUCUCCACCUCUCAAUCAAUAAUGAAAUGAACACAGAACUUGAUACAUGCUCGUUUGAACAAGGACAUUUCAAGGGAAGUUGAUGAUGUUCAACUUGACCUCUUGACAGGGUGACAGGGGCGAGACUGGACCUCCUGGGCCUGCUGGCUUCGCUGGGCCUCCUGUAAGUAUCGCACCAAGGACACAGUACUGUCCAUGCACUUUCUCUCACCAUCAGUGCUACCGUCAACAACCCAGACUGCAACAUUUACAGGACCCACUCAAGCUGCUUGUUGUAUGUUGAAGCAAGCAGCUGUCUGAGCAGUCUUUUUCCCCCGUGUCCCACCCCAGGGAUCUGAUGGUCAGCCCGGAGCCAAGGGAGAGCAGGGAGAGGGUGGACAGAAGGGAGACGCUGGUGCCCCCGGACCCCAGGGGCCCUCCGGAGCUCCUGGACCUUCCGUACGUUUCACUAACUCACUUUGUCCUGAAAGAAAAAAAUAUAUAGAGUAGUUAUUUGUGUUACGAAAUAUUCAGAUGGAGUUACUUGCUUCACGUUUCUUCAUAAAACUGACUAUCAAUUUCCUUCAUUUCAGGGACCUACUGGUGUUUCUGGACCCAAAGGUGCUCGCGGUGCUCAGGGACCCCCUGUAAGUACAAAUCUCAUAUUAUAUAUUUCAUUUCCGCUUUACAUUGUUUCUGAUGUUUCCAUUUCAUCAACAAUCUCUCUCUAACAGGGUGCCACUGGUUUCCCUGGAGCUGCCGGCAGAGUGGGACCCCCUGGUCCCAAUGUAAGUACAAUCACCUUUCAGUAAGACACAACUCAAACACUCACAUCUUCAGUCAACCUACCUGAGCAUUGAAGUAUAAAUCAUACUGAUUCAUUACACUGUUCAUUUAGUAAAAAGUGUUGGAUUUGACUAGAAUAGAAAAGCCAUUGUUUCAGUGUGGGUUUAACAGUGUUGGGAAACAUUUUCCAAAAGGAAUGAGCUCUUUUAUGUAAUUAAAGGUUUUUACAGUUGAUUUCUGAUAUAUUUCAGUACAUACAGGUGUAAUGCUUUUGUUUUAAUGAGUAUUAUGGUCAUUCAGAGGGUUAAUUAACACUCACUUUUUCAUCUAUAACCAGACGGGCACAGAAUCAUUCAUCAGCACUAUAGUGUGUUUUAUCCCACUGGAACCACAGUAGUGAAUAACGCUGAUUAUGGAUGAUAUCAUCCUAACAUAUGCCCACAGACAGACAGGAGGUCAACCUCUAACAUAUGCCCACAGACAGACAGGAGGUUAACCUCUAACAUAUGCCCACAGACAGACAGGAGGUCAACCUCUAACAUAUGCCCACAGACAGACAGGAGGUCAACCUCUAACAUAUGCCCACAGACAGACAGGAGGUUAACCUCUAACAUAUGCCCACAGACAGCAGGAGGUUAACCUCUAACAUAUGCCCACAGACAGACAGGAGGUCAAACCAGCUAACAUAUGCCCAUUCAGACAGACAGGAGGUUGCCUUGUGGGCAGGUGCGCUGAUGGUUGUUUCCGAGGAGUAUGACCUGUCCUGUCGUCAGUAGGCAUGUGCAGUCUGAAUGGAUUAUCCCUCUGUAUUGACCUGCUCCUGUCAUGUCUGUGGGCAGGUACGAUCUUGAAUGGUUCUUAUCACAAAGAGUAUUGACCUACGCCUUGUUCUGUGGGGUUCAGUCUGAAGGAAUUUUUCCCAAAGGAAUGACCGCUCCUGUCUGUCUGUGGGCAGUGCUUGAAUGGUUUUUUAUUCCAGAGAAGUUGACCUUCUUGUUCUGGUUCUGUGGUCAGGUUAUCUGAAUGCGUUUUUUCCAAAAGAGUGCACUGUCUCUCGCUUGUGUGUAUCUCACGUCGAAGUUGUUACCCAGAAGUAUUGCCUGCUCCUGUCUGUCCUGAGCAGUCAGUCGAUGGUUGUACUCCAACAGUAUUGACCUGCCACCAGCGUGUCUGUGGCAGGUAUCAUCCGAAGUGUUAUCCCAGAGAAUUACCUUGCCGCUCUGUCGGGGCAGGUCAUUACUGAGGUUGUAUCCCAAGAGAGUAGUUGACCUGCUCCUGUCAGCGCGUGGGUAAACGUUCAAUCUGAAGGUUGUAUCCCAGAGUAUUGACCUGCUCCAUUGUCCUGGCUAGUCAGCUGAACGUUGUUAUCCCGAAGAAGAGUUCCUCUCUGUCUGGGGCAGGCAGUUAACGGUUGAUUCCUGUCUGUCUGUGGCAGUGUUCAGUCUGAAUGGUUGUGACCUGUGCCAUGUCUUCUGUGGGCAGGUUUAGUCUGAGAGGUUUGUCCCUGUAUUGCUCUGUCGUCUGUCUGUGGCAGGUGUCUUACAAUGGGUUACCUGCUCCUGUCUUCUGGGGGAGGUUCAGUCUGAAUGGUUUGACCUGUCCCAGGUCUUGGGGCAGCUUCCUGUCUGUUGUGACCUGCCCCGUCUGUCUGUGGGCAGUUCAGUUGAUGUUUGACCUGUCCUGUCGUCUGUGGGCAGUUCAGUUGAAUGGUUGAUGACCUUGCUCCUGUCUGUCUCUCUGUAUGUGGGCAGGUUCAGUCUGAAUGGUUGUGAUCUGCUCCUGUCUGUCUCCUGUUGUGGGCAGGUUCAGUUGAAUGGUUGUAUCCUCGCUUUGUCUGCUCCUUCUGUCUGUGGGCAGGUUCAGUCUGAAUGGUUGUUGACUCCCAGUUUGCUGCUCUGUCUGUUGGCAGGUUCAGUCGUAAUGUGUUGUCUGCUCUCCUGUCUGUCUUCGUAUGUUGAGGUUCGUGACUGGUUGUGAUCUGCUCCUGUCUGUCGUGGGCAGGUUCAGUCUGAAUGGUUGUGAUCUGCUCCUGUCUCUCUGUCUGUGGGCAGGUUCAGUCUGAAUGGUUGUGAUCUGCUCCUGUCUCUCUGUAUGUGGGCAGGUUCAGUCUGAAGGGUGUUGUCCUGCUCCUGUCUUCGUCUGUGGCAGGUUCAUCUGAGGUUCUGUCUCCUGUCUGUCAUGUUAUGUGGGAGUCGUCUGACUGGUUGUGCGGGGUUGCAGCGAAUGUGGAAAUCUGCAUUGCGUAUUUUGUUUGUUGGACUAUAUUGCGAUGAUUGAAUAAGGUAGAUAUGUAGAUAAUCCUCUGGGGAAAACAGUUUCAACAUGACUUUUGCAGGUGGAAUCCGAUUAAUAAGUUGAUGGCAUUAUAGUAGGUCCGUUGCCCGGGCUGGACACAAGUCCUUUUCUGUAUAUUGCCACUUGUGAGGCUCUGUUUCAGCUGGCCUUGCUUUCUGUACAACUCUGGUGCACUUGAGAACAUAGUUGCUUGUGCAUUACUGACUCCUCGUCAGUGACCAAAUCAUGGUUUUUGAAAAACCCUCUUUGGUAACCGUGUUAAUUGGUACCAUGUCUUUGGCGACAUGAAAUGUUAUUGAAUCUGUGAUUUCUCUCUGCCGUUUGGAACCUUUCUCGUAUGGUGUAAUACUGGCAAAGGCAUCCGAAAUAGAUUUUUGCUUUGGAGGGCAUUGAGAUGCUUUGGAGGGCAUUGAGAUGCUUUGGAGGGCAUUGAGAUGCUUUGCACUCGUCAUACGAAGAUUUGUGGUGCCGCCUUAAAUGAUCGAACAAAUUGGUCGUGUUGCCUCGUGUUGUGGCAACAAUUGCAAGGCACUCUCGACAAAGUACGUGUUUUUGGUCAACAUCAUCCUGUCUGUAGCUGAAAUAUUUCCAUAUAAUGACGAUGCAUUUCUUUCUGCAACCAAAUUCUCCAUUUCGGUAUUUUUUGCCUGUUCCUCGCUCAUCAUUUUGUCAAGGCAAGCAGAGCCUGCAUGGCAACCACGUGCAGCAACCAACUCCGUGUUUAAAAUAAUAAUAACAAUAAUAAACUGUGUAUCCAAUAACCUAUAAAUCAGAGUAAAUUACGUUAUAUCAGACAGAUAUAAUGCUAAUUUAACAUUUAAAAAUAUAUAUAUAUAUAUUGUAGACUGAUAUAUGUCCCAGAUUGACCUGCUCCUGUCUGUCUGUGGGCAGUUUCUGUCUGAAUGGUUGUUAUCCCAGAGAGUAUUGACCUGCUCCUGUCUGUCUGUGGGCAGGUUCAGUCUGAAUGGUUGUUAUCCCAGAGAGUAUUGACCUGCUCCUGUCUGUCUGUGGGCAGUUUCAUUCUGAAUGGUUGUGACCUGCUCCUGUCUGUCUGUGGGCAGUUUCAUUCUGAAUGGCUGUGACCUGCUCCCGUGUUUUUGUGGGCAGUUUCAGUCUGAAUGGUUGUUAUUCCAGAGAGUAUUGACCUGCUCCUGUCUGUCUGUGGGCAGUUUCAUUCUGAAUGGUUGUGACCUGCUCCCGUGUUUCUGUGGGCAGUUUAGGUCUGAAUGGUUGUUAUCCCAGAGAGUAUUGACCUGCUCCUGUCUGUCUGUCUGUCUGUCUGUCUGUCUGUCUGUCUGUCUGUCUGUCUGUCUGUCUGUCUGUCUGUCUGUCUGUCUGUCUGUCUGUCUGUCUGUCUGUCUGUCUGUCUGUCUGUCUGUCUGUCUGUCUGUCUGUCUGUCUGUCUGUCUGUCUGUUUGUCUGUCUGUCUGUCUGUCUGUCAUUCUGUCUGUCUGUCUGUCUCCUGUCUCCUGUCUGUGUGUCUGUGUGUCUGUAUGUCUGUCUGUCUGUCUGUCUGUCUGUCUGCCUGUCUGUCUGCCUGUCUCUCUGUCUGUCUGUCUGUCUUACCGUUAUGUGUUUUGUGUUUGUAUGAUUGAUUGAUUGAUUAAUUGGUUAUUGUUUGGUUGAUUGAUUGAUUGUUGUUUCAUUGAUUGAGUGAUGAUUGGUUGAUUGAUUGAUUGACAGAUUGAUGGAUUGGUUGAUCGAUGUAUUGAUUGAUUCGUUGAUUUGUUGACUUGUUGAUUGAUUGAUUUAUUGAUUGAUGUGUCUCUCUGCAGGGUAACCCUGGUGCUGCUGGUCCCGCUGGCCCUUCUGGUAAAGAUGGUCCUAAGGGUGUGCGUGGAGACGGUGGACCCCCAGGCAGACAGGGAGACGCUGGGCUGCGUGGAGCCGCUGGAGCCCCUGGAGAGAAGGGAGAUGCUGGAGAGGAUGGUCCCCCUGUAAGUUCACCUGUUUAUCACUACAGUACCGUCCUCCAAGCACCAAUCCGGGGAAUACUGGACGGCUUGAUAACUCUCAUUCAGCCCAGCACCCCAAUAAACAAAAGGGGUUAAUACAAGCUGAAUUAUCUGUCCCCAGUAAGUUCACCUUUUAUCAAAACCAUCCUCAAAUACAGGUCCUACAGGCUUUAUGCUUCAUUCAACACACCUGCACAACCCCACCACCCAAGAUAACACUGAAAUACAUCUGAGGUUUUGCAGCUAUAAAACCAGACUGGCUUUAUUUCCAAAAAAGUCUCUCUUGUUUACUUCCAACUCACUGGCACGGACAUCAGUCCAGGGAAUGAAAGAAAGACCCAUUAUAAUGGACAACAACACUACUCCCUCAUCCCCAUCACAACACAUAGCUGUCAGUGUGUGUUCAUCACUGACCCAAUAACCAGACUAAACACACUGCUGUCUGCCGGGACCUUAAUAGCACCUCGAGGCUUCCCCUGGACAGAGACAUGAUGGCACAGAGUCCAAGGCUUUUACUUUGCACUUACACACCCUACAAUUUGCCCCUGAGUAGCACUGAACUGAUGGCUGAAAGUUACUGAAAUUGGACAGGCAAUCACAGAGAACAGAGAACAGACAUGAUUAGACACACUGUUCCUCUCUGGCCUGAAUCACAUAAGUGGAGGAGAGUAGGAUGCAGUGCACACAAAAUACAUUUAUAGAUUUGUAUGUGUUUUUUUGUUGAUUGUUUUUGUUGAUAAUAACACACUGUCUUCCUCUCCUCUCUUCCUCCUCUCCUAAUCUCUUCUCUUCUCUCCCUCCUCAUCUCUUCCUCCUCUCCUCCUCCUCGCUUCCUCUUCCCCUUCCUUCUCUCUCUCCUCCCUCUCUCUCCUCUCCUCCGCUCUCCCUCUCUUCUUCCCUCCUCUUCCCUUCUUCUCUCUCCUCCUCUCUUCCUCUCUCUCUUCCUCCUUCAUUCCUCCUCUCUUCAUCCUCUCCUCCUCUUCCUCCUCUCUUCCUCCUCUUCCUCCUCUCUUCCUCUCUUCCUCCUCUCUUCCUCCUCUUCUUCCUCUCUUCCUCCUCUCUUUCUCCUGUCUUCCUCAUCCCAGGGUCCCGAUGGACCUUCAGGUCCUUCAGGUCUAGCUGGACAGCGUGGCAUUGUUGGUCUUCCAGGACAGCGUGGAGAGAGAGGUUUCCCUGGCCUGCCAGGACCCUCUGUAAGUCACAUGCACAUUCUAUUAAAUUGCAGUUAGAAUCAAUUUACACAUCGAUUAAUUAAUAAAUGAUUGAUUAAUUAUUAUACAGUAGACUAUGGGUUACUAAAGGCGACUUGACACGCAUGUAUUCAUUCAUUACAGAAUAAUAUUGUACAGUGAAUUGCGUUGUACCCACCCAUUUUCAAAUAAGAAUGGAUAGAUGGAUAUUCGAAGAAAAUGAUCAGUGAAUAGAUGACUAUUGAUUAAAUGAGUGUCACCCCCUAUCGGUGGUCCUCCAACCAACCUGUGUCCAUCUCCCCAGGGUGAGCCUGGUAAACAAGGAGCUCCUGGUGGAAGCGGAGACCGUGGACCCCCUGGCCCAGUGGGACCCCCUGGACUGACUGGACCCGCUGGAGAACCUGGUAGAGAGGUCAGUGUCUGUCCCAUAACAUGGGUUGUGUCUGAAAUUGCAUCCUAUUUCUUAUAUAGAGCACUACUUUUCACCAGGGUCCACAUAGGGCUCUGGUCAAAUCUGGUGCACCAUAUAGAGAAUAGUGUGCCAUUCAAUGCAGCACAGUGUCACCAAUAUGGCCUCUCAUUGUCAACUCUAUACCUGCAGUACAAUACGUUAACUCACUGUCAUGAUUAAGUGGAUCACUAACUAUACGUUUGAUGCUUCUGAUUUUAAACAAUGUGUAAUUGUCUCUCAGGGCAACGCUGGUUCUGAUGGACCCCCUGGUAGAGAUGGAGCCACUGGAAUCAAAGGUGACCGUGGUAACACCGGUCCUGUUGGUGCUCCUGGCGCCCCAGGUGGUAAUGGUGCCCCCGGCCCCGUCGGCCCCACCGGCAAGCAGGGAGACAGGGGAGAGGCUGUGAGUAUACACCCUAUAACACUCCCCUUAUCAUCCCCAUGGCUCCCCCGUUUACACCCCGUAGGACCCCUAUAACACCCCUUAACAUCCCCAUGGCAACCCCGUUUACACCCCGUAGGACCCCUAUAACACCCCUUAACAUCCCCAUGGCAACCCCGUUUACACCCCAUAGAACCCCUAUAACACCCCUUAACAUCCCCAUGGCAACCCCCUUUACACCCCGUAGGACCCCUAUAACACUCCCCUUAACAUCCCCAUGGCAACCCCGUUUACACCCGUAGAACCCCUAUAACACUCCCCUUAUCAUCCCCAAGGCAACCCCGUUUACACCCGUAGAACCCCUAUAACACUCCCCUUAUCAUCCCCAUGGCAACCCUGUUUACACCCGUAGAACCCCUAUAACACUCCCCUUAUCAUCCCCAUGGCAACCCUGUUUACACCCGUAGAACCCCAAUAACACUCCCCUUAUCAUCCCCAUGGCAACCCCGUUUACACCAGUAGAACCCCUAUAACACUCCCCUUAUCAUCCCCAUGGCAACCCCGUUUACACCCGUAGAACCCCUAUAACACUCCCCUUAUCAUCCCCAUGGCAACCCCGUUUACACCCCGUAGAACCCCUAUAACACUCCCCUUAUCAUCCCCAUGGCAACCCCGUUGAUACCCCGUAGAACCCCUAUAGCACCCCUUAAGCCCCUCUCUUGAGAGGACGUCAGGGGUGAACAACCCAGGACGUGAAGUUGAGGUUUUCUGUCCAUUUCUAUUUUCAGGAUAUACUGGAUAUGUGAGAGUCGACUUGUAUAUUAAUGUAUGAAUUAAUCCAUACACUUUCUUGGAUAUAACGGACAUGUAAUUGACUUCACUCAGAUACUAAUGUAUUGCAGCCCUUACUAACCCUGUGUCUGUCUCUUGGCUGUUCUCUAGGGAGCUCAAGGACCCGCUGGGCCUUCCGGGCCUGCUGGAGCCAGAGGAAUGGCUGGACCCCAAGGACCCCGUGGAGACAAGGGUGAGGCUGGAGAGGGUGGCGAGAGAGGACAGAAGGGACACAGAGGAUUCACUGGCCUGCAGGGUCUGCCUGGACCUCCCGUAAGUACCCCAAAUCACGCUGUACCCCCUAAUCUUCCUGUACCCCUAAUCUUCCUGUACCCCCUAAUCUUCCUGUACCCCUAAUCUUCCUGUACCCCCUAAUCUUCCUGUACCCCCUAAUCUUCCUGUACCCUUAAUCUUCCUGUACUCCCUAAUCUCUCUGUACCCUAAUGCCCAGUACCCCUAAUCUUCCUGUACCCCUAAUCUCCCUGUACCCUAAUGCCCUGUACCCCUAAUCUCCCUGUACCCCUAAUCUCCCUGUACCCCUAAUCUUCCUGUACCCCUAAUCUUCCUGUACCCCCUAAUCUUCCUGUACCCUAAUGCCCUGUACCCCUAAUCUUCCUGUACCCCUAAUCUCCCUGUACCCCUAAUCUUCCUGUACCCCUAAUCUUCCUGUACCCCCUAAUCUUCCUGUACCCUAAUGCCCUGUACCCCUAAUCUCCCUGUACCCCUAAUCUCCCUGUACCCCUAAUCUCCCUGUACCCCUAAUCUCCCGGUACCCCAAUCUACCUGUACCCCUAAUCUCCCUGUACCCCUCAUCUUCCUGUACCCCUAAUCUUCCUGUACCCCUAAUCUUCCUGUACCCAUAAUCUUCUUGUACCCCCUAAUCUUCCUGUACACCCCUAAUCUUCCUGUACCCCUAAUCUUCCUGUACCCCUAAUCUUCCUGUACCCCUAAUCUUCCUGUACCCCCUCAUCUUCCUGUACCCCCUAAUCUUCCUGUACCCCUAAUCUUCCUGUAUCCCCUAAUCUUCCUGUACCCCUAAUCUUCCUGUACCCCUAAUCUUCAUGUACCCCUAAUCUUCCUGUACCCCCUAAUCUUCCUGUACCCUAAUGCCCUGUACCCCUAAUCUUCCUGUACCCUAAUGCCCUGUACCCCUAAUCUUCCUGUACCCCCUAAUCUUCCUGUACCCCCUCAUCUUCCUGUACCCCCUAAUCUUCCUGUACCCCUCAUCUUCCUGUACCCCCUAAUCUCCCUGUACCUCAAACUCCCUAAAAAUGGCCUUUGACCCUUUAUCUGAAGUUGUGUAUAUCCUAGACAUUGUCUCACCUUGUCUCUCCCCACAGGGUCAAGCUGGAGACCAGGGUGCAUCUGGACCUGCCGGACCAAGUGGAUCAAGAGUGAGUAUAGACAGAAGCAUUAAAAAGUCUUACACAGAGUUUUGAGAGGUGCCUGUCUUAUUCAUUGUCAGCCAAAGAGCAUGGCAGGCAGAGCUGUAGUGUACAGUAACAGUACAUCUAAAUCCUUGUGCGUGUUCUGUUUAGGGACCCCCCGGACCUGUUGGUCCCUCUGGAAAGGAUGGUUCCAACGGUAUGCCCGGUCCCAUUGGACCCCCCGGACCCCGUGGUCGCUCCGGAGAGACUGGUCCCUCUGUGAGUAUCGUUCUCAUCUCUCACCUUACUGGAUCUUAGGGAUCAUCAAAAGUCCACCGAGUAGUGGGUGACUUGGUGCAAAUCUCAAAAUACCCUAUUUCCCAUAUAGUGCUCUACCUUUGCUCUGGUCCAAGGAAUGCCCUAUAUAGGGUGCAGGGUGUCAUUUGAGACAGCAGCCAGCCUUAUGAACACUUGAUUCCACCUGCACUUUAACUCCCCUCUGCUCUGUGUUUUUCCUCCUCUGGAAUACCUAUGGCACUGCCAUGGUAGCAAUACAUCACCAAAUUCUUCAAUCAAUUAAGUAUUCUAUCUUUCUAUCUGUGUAUCUCAGGGUCCCCCUGGAAACUCCGGACCCCCUGGUCCUCCUGGUCCCCCCGGUCCUGGCAUCGACAUGUCUGCAUUCGCUGGCCUGUCUCAGCUUGAGAAGUCCCCCGAUCCCCUGAGGUACAUGAGGGCCGACCAGGCCUCCGGAAACCUGAGGACGCACGACGCCGAGGUGGACGCCACACUCAAGUCCCUCAACAACCAGAUCGAGAACAUCCGCUCACCUGAGGGCUCGAAGAAGAACCCAGCACGUACCUGCAGAGACCUGAAGCUGUGCCACCCCGACUGGAAGAGUGGUGAGUGGCGGGAUAGGAGCGAAGAUUGGCUCUUUGUUAGGGGUCAAGAGUUUUUUAGACCAACAUGACUUGACCAGGAAAAAGUCUGGGUCCUAAAGGUUCUCCUGGUAUGGUCAGGUGAUGUGGUGAGGGAAAACUCCUACCGCUACUGAUUAGAUUGGGAAAAACUCUGUCCUUAUGAGGAAAUCUGGAAGGUUCUGUAGUGUUCAAAAGACAAAAUAAAUAUGACCAUGUGUAUUACAGUUACAUAGGAAGAACUAGGGAUGAAAUCUGACCUGUCUCCUCUGUCUGUCUGCAGGUGAGUACUGGAUCGACCCUAACCAGGGCUGCACCAUCGACGCCAUCAAGGUCUACUGUAACAUGGAGUCUGGAGAGUCCUGCGUCUACCCCAAGCCCGCCAGCAUCCCCAAGAAGAACUGGUGGUCCAGCAAGAGCAAGGCUGCCAAACACGUCUGGUUCGGAGAGACCAUGAACGGAGGAUUCCACGUAAAUCCCUCUUCAAUCCUCAUUAUAUGAUUGUGAUCAUACGAUCAUGAUUCCCACCUCAAUCUCAGAUUAAAUCUCUGCCCUUACUCAAAUUUUAUAAACUGGAGGUGAAUUUAAAGGGUUGAAUCUUACACAUAUCUCCCUUUAUAUUGUCAAGCGAUGCCACCAGUCAGAGGAAUGUCUCUUUAUUUUUGGUUCUAACCAGACAUCAUACAGUAUAUAAUUAUCACAUUGGUUCUAAGCUCCCUGUCUCCCCCUCCUCUUUCACUAGUUUUAACCAUAGACAACAUAAAAUUACAUCCAUCGUGGUACUGGUUCUGACCUCUCUGUUCUCCCCUCCUCUCUCUCUCUGCUGCCCUCUACAGUUCAGCUAUGGCGAUGACAGCCUGGCAGCCAACACAGCCAGCAUCCAGAUGACCUUCCUGCGGCUGCUGUCCACCGAGGCAAGCCAGAACCUCACCUACCACUGUAAGAACAGCGUGGCCUACAUGGACGGGGCCACGGGCAACCUGAAGAAGGCCUUGCUGCUCCAGGGCUCCAACGAUGUGGAGAUCAGAGCCGAGGGCAACAGCCGCUUCACAUACAGCGUCAUGGAGGACGGCUGCACGGUGAGAGGACGAAAACUAACACACACACUGUACACUAUGGCCACACACACACACACACACACACACACACACACACACACACACACACACACACACACACACACACACAGGGAACAGCGGCUUCACAUACAGCGUCAUGGAGGACAUCUGCACGGUGAGAGGAAUACACAUACACAUUUUACAUUUUAGUCAUUUAGCAGACGCUCUUAUCCACUUACAGUUAGUGAGUGCAUACAUUUUCACACAUACACAUACACACACACAUACACACACACACAUACACACACACAACAUACACACACACACACACACACACACACACAUAAACAGACACAUACACACACAUACACACACACAUACACACACACACAUACACACACACACACAUAAACAUACACAUACACACACACACACACACAUAAACAGACACAUACACACACAUACACACACCAUACACACACACCAUACACACACACAUACACUGCCGUUCAAAAAUUUAGGGUCACUUAGAAAUGUCCUUGUUUUCGAAAAGGAAAAGCAAUUUUUUUGUCCAUUAAAAUAACAUAAAAUUGAUCAGAAAUACAGUGUAGACAUUGUUAAUGUUGUAAAUGGCUAUUGUAGUUGGAAACGGCUGAUUUUUAAUGGAAUAUCUACAUAGGCAUACAGAGGCCCAUUAUCAGCAACCAUCAAUCCUGUGUUUCAAUGGCACGUUGAGUUUGCUAAUCCAAGUUUAUCAUUUUAAAAGGCUAAUUGAUCAUUAGAAAACCCUUUUGCAAUUAUGUUAGCACAGCUGAAAACUGUUGUGCUGAUUAAAGAAGCAAUAAAACUGGCCUUCUUGAGACUAGUUGAAUAUCUGGAGCAUCAGCAAUUGUGGGUUCGAUUACAGGCUCAAAAUGGCCAGAAACAAAUAACUUUCUUCUAAAAAUCAUCAGUAUAUUCUUGUUCUGAGAAAUGAAGGCUAUUCUAUGCGAAAAAUUGCCAAGAAACUGAAGAUCUCGUACAACGCUGUGUACUACUCCCUUCACAGAACAGCGCAAACUGGCUCUAACCAGAAUAGAAAGAGGAGUGGGAGGCCCCGGUGCACAACUGAGCAAGAGGACAAAUACAUUAGAGUGUCUAGUUUGAGAAACAGAUGCCUCACAGGUCCUCAACUGGCAGCUUCAUUAAAUAGGACCCGCAAAACACCAGUCUCAACGUCAACAGUGAAUAGGCGACUCCGGGAUGCUGACCUUCUAGGCAGAGUUGCAAAGAAAAAGCCAUAUCUCAGACUGGCCAAUAAAAAGAAAAGAUGGGCAGUCUGAGAUAUGGCUUUUUCUUUCCAGUUUGCGCUGUUCUGUGAAGGGAGUAGUACACAGCGUUGUACAAGAUCUUCAGUUUAUUGGCAAUUUUUCGCAUGGAAUAGCCUUCAUUUCUCAGAACAAGAAUAGACUGACGAGUUUCAGAAGAAAUAUAUUUGUUUCUGGCCAGUUUGAGCCUGUAAUAGAACCCACAAUUGCUGAUGCUCCAGAUACUCAAUUAGUCUCAAGAAGGCCAGUUUGAUUGCUUCUUUAAUCAGCACAACAGUUUUCAGCUGUGCUAACAUAAUUGCAAAAGGGUUUUCUAAUGAUCAAUUAGCCUUUUAAAAUGAUAAACUUGGAUUAGCAAACACAACGUGCCAUUGAAACAUAGGACUGAUGGUUGCUGAUAAUGGGCCUCUGUACGCCUAUGUAGAUAUUCCAUUAAAAACCAGCCGUUUCCUGCUACAAUAGCCAUUUACAACAUUAACAAUGUCUACACUGUAUUUCUAAUCAAUUUGAUGUUAUUUUAAUGGACAAAAAAAUUGCUUUUCUUUCGAAAACAAGGACAUUUCUAAGUGACCCCAAACUUUUCAACGGUAGUGUACAUACACACACACACACAUACACACACAUACACAAACACACACACACACACACACACACACACACACACACACACACAAACUUCUUCAACAUUGCAGUCUCAUGGGGUUAAGUCUUGAGGCAGUGAAUGCUGUGACUAUAGGACGUCACUCUAGAGUGUCAGACCCAUGCAGUCACAAACACGUUCAUUCGGUGUCUGCUGUCCUCUAACAAUAUAUGUAACAGCUCUGCCUCUUUGUCCACAGAAACACACAGGAGCCUGGGGCAAGACAGUGAUUGACUACAGAUCACAGAAGACCAGCCGGCUGCCCAUCGUGGACAUUGCUCCCAUGGAUAUUGGAGGAGCGGACCAAGAGUUUGGAGUCGACGUCGGUGCAGUCUGCUUCCUGUAA
Messenger RNA from Coregonus sp. 'balchen', 28032 nucleotides. The record is from the annotation of a GenBank genome assembly. NCBI's taxonomy places the organism in Eukaryota, Metazoa, Chordata, Actinopteri, Salmoniformes, Salmonidae.